UUUCGAAGACUGGUUUAUGAAAUUGGCAUUACCAUAUAUGAAAAACUUCGAUGAAAUGGUACACAAUUUCGUGGCAGAUGAUGCAGUAAUUCUAACCAUAGUAAAUAAAAAUGCCAAUGAUGCAAGAGGUGAUGAGUCCUGGGAAGAGUUACUGAUAAAAUUUGUGCAAGACAGACCAGCCCUUUAUAAUAUAACAAUUCCGGUUGCGGCAAAGAAGAAAAUAAACAUAUAUAAACCCAGUGGCUCAGCAUCACAACCGGCACCCGAACCAGUCUUCCGAUUUUACAAAAUUCUUAGACGAUACAUUGGAUACAAAACCUACCGUCAGUUCUGUUGUUCAGCAGAUGAUUUCUCCUACUCCUUCAAUGUCCAGUGAGCAAGAAAGAAAUGGUUAGGAUUGUCCGGAAGAACAAAUAGACAAGAUAAUAAACCCAACAAAAAGUAAAUAAGC
Messenger RNA from Photinus pyralis (common eastern firefly), 451 nucleotides. RefSeq lists its product as uncharacterized. The transcript has 3 exons. Bases 17 to 376 code for a protein of 119 amino acids. NCBI's taxonomy places the organism in Eukaryota, Metazoa, Arthropoda, Insecta, Coleoptera, Lampyridae. The record is from RefSeq and is a predicted model, not a curated record.